AUGUUCCCGCCGCAUGAACCCGGGCCCAGCCGCCGCCGACGCUGUUCCCACCAGCGGCCGCCACCUGAGAAGAAGCAGAAGCAGGGAAUCCUCCGACCAGAAGAUCAGAUGAAUGGUGAAAAAGACAUGAUCAAUGGGGCUCUAUCAGAUGACUUGUUGUCAAAUAUUUUUGACCGUGUCCCGGUCCACGAUAUAUGCAAGGCUGCAAGGCUUGUUUGCCGCAGGAGAAAAAUUGGCAGCACGACCAAAUUAAGACGGAACAUGUCCCCGCCGCAUGAACCCGAGCCCAGCCGCCGCCGACGCCGUUCCCACCAGCGGCCGCCACCUGAGAAGAAGCAGAAGCAGGGAAUCCUCCGACCAGAAGAUCAGAUGAAUGGUGAAAAAGACAUCAAUGGGACUCUAUCAGAUGACUUGUUGUCAAACAUUUUUGACCGUGUCCCGGUCCACGAUAUAUGCAAGGCUGCUAGGCUUGUUUGCCGCAGGUGGUACCAUGUGACCCAUAGCCACAACACUUACGCCUUUCUCUUCAAGAAAUACCGGGCCGUGUUUUUGAUGGGCACCCGCGACAGCUGGAUCGAGACAACCAAGUUGAGGCAACAAAACGCGAGCGUGGCCGUGACAGAUUGUUCGGAACUCUGUUUAGCGUUUGCUGCAGGAGGGGACUUCACUAAGCUCAUCCUCUCACAUCACUCGACCGAGGCAGUUCUUAAUCUCCCUUCACUCGUCACACGUUCUAAGGCGACACCUAUGUAUUCAUGGGGAGUAGCACGCGCUCGGGACUCCAUGGAUUUGAAAGUGGUUGUCUACAUUCCUCCCGAUCCAUAUACAAGCGUAAAGGUGGACGAGUUUCAUGUGUUAACCAUUGGAGAUGAUGAUGAGUCGUGGAGAGUCGUGCAGGCCGAGCCUCGGGUUAUUGACUAUGAAGUUGGAGACGGAGGGUUCACAGAGAACCUUGGGCCCGGUUACUCUAUUGGCCAGAGGGGGGAAGUUAAGAAGAAUACUUACUUGUCGACUGGAAAGUGUUUAUCCUUAUUGCGUGAGUGUGGGGAGCUGUAUUGGGAAGUUUGGGAGAUGGAUCCGCGAACGUUUGCAUGGAGAAUGACAGGCGAUUUUUCAUUAGAGGCACACAGGAGACGAUUCGAAUCUAGAAGUAAGGAUGUCUCCGUAAUUCCAGUCGGGUGGGUUAAGUACUUGGAGGUGUUGGUACUCUGUGCCGAUUUGGGUGAGAAUACGAUUCUGAUCUACAACCUCGUCAAGGAGGAAAUGGAGAGAAUGGAGCUACCGUGCAGGGUUUGCUAUUACAGUAUACACCCUUAUGAAGUCUAG
This is a messenger RNA of Striga hermonthica, 1326 nucleotides long. NCBI's taxonomy places the organism in Eukaryota, Viridiplantae, Streptophyta, Magnoliopsida, Lamiales, Orobanchaceae. The record is from the annotation of a GenBank genome assembly.